Molecule: messenger RNA, 1284 nt
Organism: Triticum turgidum subsp. durum (durum wheat)
Lineage: Eukaryota; Viridiplantae; Streptophyta; Magnoliopsida; Poales; Poaceae
Source: the annotation of a GenBank genome assembly
AUGGGCACCAGCAACGCCCGGCGGCUGAUGGUCCUGUCGUGCCUGGCCGUCCUGGCCCUCGCGGCCGGGGCGCGCCGGCCGAGCGUCCACCACGCCGCCGCACCAAGCGCUGCGGCGCCGGCUCCCAGCAAUGGGGGAGUAGCAGAGGGGAAGGUCCGCGGGUUCGCGAGGGCGGACGGGGCGCGGUUCACGGUGGGCGACCGGCCGUUCUACCCGAACGGCUUCAACGCGUACUGGCUCAUGUACAUGGCGUCCAACCCCGGCGACCGGAGCAAGGUGCUCGCCACGCUGGACCAGGCGUCCCGCAUCGGCGCGACGGUCAUCAGGACCUGGGCCUUCAACGACGGCGGCAGCAACCGGCCGCUGCAGAUUACCCCCGGCGUCUACAGCGAGGACGUGUUCCUGGGACUAGACUUCGUGAUCGCCGAAGCGAAGAAGCGAGGUCUCUACUUGAUCCUGAGCCUGGCGAACAACUGGGGUGACUUUGGCGGGAGGAGACAGUACGUGCAGUGGGCUAAGGACCAGGGCCACAACUUGGGCUCCGACGACGACUUCUUCACGGACCGCCACACCCAGCGCUUCUACAUGAACCACAUCAAGAGGGUCCUCACGAGAGUCAACAACUUCACGGGUGUGGCGUACAAGGACGAGCCCAGCAUCUUUGCAUGGGAGCUGAUGAACGAGCCCCGCGUCCCCAGCGACCUCUCCGGGAAGACCAUGCAGGCCUGGGUGGCGCUCAUGUCCUCCUACGUCAAGUCCGUCGACGGUAAGCACAUGGUGGAGAUCGGCCUCGAGGGCUUCUACGGGGACUCCGCGCCGCAGCGCAAGCGGUUCAACCCCGGUGGGAAUUACAGCGCGGGCACCGACUUCAUCGGAAACAACCGCAUCUCCACCGUCGACUUCGCCACCAUCCACUCCUACCCCGACCAAUGGGUGCCGGGGUCGACAAGCGAGCAGCAGGUGGAGUUCAUGAAGAAAUGGAUGGCGUCGCACACCGAGGACGCGGCGGCGGCGCUGCGGAAGCCGCUGCUGGUGGCGGAGUUCGGAUGGAAGUCCAGCGGCAACGCGGUGGCGGCGCGCGACGACUACUUCCGCAUGGUGUACGACGCCAUCUACGCGUCGGUGAAGGGGGGCGGGCCGUGCGCCGGGGGCCUCUUCUGGCAGGUCAUGGCGCCCGGGAUGGAGAGCUGGACCGACGGCUACGAGGUCGUGCUUGAGCGUAGCCCCUCCACCACCGCCGUGGUCUCCCAGGAGUGCACUAGGAUCGGCGGAAUCACGCCGUGA